Molecule: messenger RNA, 1117 nt
Organism: Rhodamnia argentea
Lineage: Eukaryota; Viridiplantae; Streptophyta; Magnoliopsida; Myrtales; Myrtaceae
Product: ethylene-responsive transcription factor TINY-like
Exons: 1
Coding region: 129-890 (253 amino acids)
Biological process (GO): regulation of DNA-templated transcription
Molecular function (GO): DNA-binding transcription factor activity; DNA binding
Source: RefSeq, a predicted model, not a curated record
UCUCUCUCUCUAGCCUCGAGUCCCAACCAGAGAGCAACUAAAGCCACAAGUCAUUGAAGAACCCACCAAAAAAAAAGAAAAAGAAAAGCAGCACUCGGAUCACCACUUUCUGCCGAACAACGGGGAGAAUGGCUGAGCCGCCAAGCUCGGAGCCGGAGUCCUCCAGCACGAGCUCGCCCCCGUGGCAGUCGGGGUCGUCGUCGCCCAGCCCCCAGCAGCGGCCCGCCAAGAGGGGGCGGGACAGCAGCAAGCACCCGGUGUACAGAGGCGUGCGGAUGCGGACGUGGGGGAAGUGGGUGUCCGAGAUCCGCGAGCCCAGGAAGAAGAGCCGGAUCUGGCUCGGCACCUUCUCCACCGCCGAGAUGGCGGCGCGCGCCCACGACGUCGCCGCCCUCGCCAUCAAGGGCAGCUCCGCCAUCCUCAACUUCCCGGACCUCGCCCCCUCCCUCCCCCGCCCCGCCUCCUCCUCCCCACGCGACGUCCAGGCGGCAGCCGCCAAGGCCGCCUCCAUGGCCGCCGUCUCCGGCCCCCCCGCCGCCGCGCAGCCCCCUCCGGACUCAUUGUCGCUGCCCAGCUCCGCGCCCACGACGUCCUCCUCUUCCUCCUCCUCCUCGUCGCUGUCGUCCUCGUCGAGCUACACGGAUGACGUAUCCGCGGCGCCGGAAGAGCUGGGGGAGAUAGUGGAGCUGCCUCGGCUGGGGGCCAGCUUCGGCUUCGAGCCAAUGAUGAACGACUCGAGCGUGCUGAACGACUUCGUCUACGCGGACCUGGUGGACGCGUGGCCGUACCCUCCGGAACCGUACGGCCAGGAGUACGACUACUUCGGCCGGACGACAGCGACGGAGAGUGGUAUUAGCGGCAGUUUUGAGGCUUCGUUGUGGCAAUAUUAAUGGCUAAUAGUGUAGAAAGCAAGAAGAAAUGGGGGGUUUGUCAUUUGUGUUUGCGUUGUGCUCGCUCGCUCGGCCCCUUUGUCUUGUUUCUUUCUUUCUUCUUUUUUUACCCCUUUUCUUUUUUAUCCUUUCACUUUUGCCCCUCCUUUGGAAUACUUUUACUUUCAAAGUCCUCCUUCUUGGUAAAGGAAGGGAAAAAAUCAAAUGUGAGCUGGGCUCUCUUAUUA